Messenger RNA from Magallana angulata, 2295 nucleotides. RefSeq lists its product as uncharacterized. Bases 224 to 2092 code for a protein of 622 amino acids. The transcript is spliced from 9 exons. NCBI's taxonomy places the organism in Eukaryota, Metazoa, Mollusca, Bivalvia, Ostreida, Ostreidae. The record is from RefSeq and is a predicted model, not a curated record.
GUUGGCGUUUUGCUCUCGCUUUCGUAAUAUGUAGAAUAGAUGGAGUUUAAUCUAAACGUAAAGAAUUACUUUCUUUUAAACAUAAAAUAAAUUAAUAUUGCAUAUUUUUAGCAGUUUAACCUAGUUUGACACAACGAAUUAAUUUACGACUUCUUCAAGUUCUUGUCACUUUACGGCAUUGUUUACGUUGACACCAGAACGACUGUCAGACAGGCCGUCGAAGAUGGUUAACAGAACGAAAAAAGGAAGGUUUUUAAAACCGACACAGGUUGCACGUUAUAAUCAGCAAUUGAAAAAUUUACACAAAUCAAGUGAAGAAUGUGACCAGCUCGUAAAUCUUGAUACUUUUGUGCCUUUAUUUGAUACUCAAUCUACUCCUGCUGCGGGCAGCACUUUAGAUGAUCAUUCGUAUAUACAGUCAACAGGUUCGUUUGAUGAAAUUAAUGAAGCAUUUUUUAGUGGAAAAUUAAGAGCUUUAGACUUUACAAGACAUGUGGUAGAUCUGCAAGCAUUGUUCAACAACAUGAAAUGCGUGGAUUGCGCAAAUGUGUCAUUGAAGUUCAAUGAUGCUGUGGGAGUUUUACCAGCUGGUAUUUGUGGGCACUUGGUGAUAAGGUGCUACAACUGUCUUCGGUUUGUGCAAGUUGCCAUGGGAAAAACACAUUCAUCACCACAUGGUCAACAGAUAUUUGAUGUGAACACCAAAUUGGCAACUGGCAUGUACCAUUGUGGAAUUGGUCCAGUCCAACUUAACAACCUUUUCACAUCAAUGAACUUGCCAAACAUCAGUGAGAGCCUGAUAAGAAGAAGAUGUGAUGAAGUAGGGCCUGUGCUGGAAGACUUGGCCGAGGAAUCUACCAGUAAAGCUCUAUGUGAAGAGGGGCAUUUAUCAGCCACAAACAGUAUUGAGUCCACUGGAAUAACAGCUUCUGCAGAUGGUGCUUACCAGAGAAGAGGAUCAGGAAGAUGUUACAAUAGUCUGUCAGGCACUGCAACUCUAAUUGGUAAAAUGACUGGCAAAAUUGUGGGUUUCUCUGCUCGAUACAAAAGAUGCAGAAAAUGUGAUGUGGCGAAGGCAAAGCACAGAACCCCCAACAAGCAUGCAUGUAAGAAAAAUUGGACUGGCACCGCAAAAUCUAUGGAACCUGACAUGAUUGUAGAAAUACUUAAGGAAGUCAAAGACAAGAAUAAUCCUGUUGUUACACUGAUUGGAGAUGACGAUUGCACAGCUUUCAACAGAGCAAGAUGUGAAGUUAGUUCUUGCAUUGAAAAGUUAAGUGACAAAAAUCAUGUGAAAAAGAAUAUUUCCAACAAACUCUAUAAAUUAAAAUCAAAACACAAAGAGCUUUCUGUUAAAACGAUUACGGCCAUAAUGAAGAGUUUCAGCUACAUGCUAGCACAGUGCAAGGAAGACACGGACAAAAUAGAAAAAUCUAUAGACUCUGUUGUUCUUCACCAGUUUGGUGACCAUGUAAAAUGUGGCGAAUGGUGUAACAUGAAGGAAAACCCAACUGCUAGACACAAGAAUCUUCCAUGGGGAGCAGAUCUACAGAAUGAAAAACUGAAAACUGAUUUAUUGACAUUGUUCAGAGAUCUUGAUCCAAGCAAGCUAAGCAGACUAGACUCUAGCAACUGCAAUGAAAGCUUUAACAAUACGUUAAGAUCUAAGGCUCCAAAAGACAAGCACUACAGUGAGAGUGGAAGCUUGGCAUAUAGACUUUCUGCAGCUGUUUGCCAAAAGAAUGAAGGCUAUAGCUAUGUAGCAAAGGUUCAUGAGAAGCUUGGACUUAGUCCUGGGACAGCAACAACCUCGCUAGCCUCCAUCAGAGACAGAGAUGUUCAUCGCAAAAGAGAAGUUUCAAAAACAAAAGAAUUCAAGUUGCAACGUCAAAAACUAAAGAGUGAAAGGAGUGGAGAAACUAGGAGCCAAGAAGUCAGAGAGGGUGACAGCUACUCAUCAAAUCUUUUAAGAGACACACCUGACCCAGAUAUGGAAGUAAUUCCUGGACCAUCAGAUGUUUGUAAUGCCAAAACAAUUGUAUACUAUGAUCUGGAGACAACAGGAUUGACAGGUCAACAUCAGGAAUUCUAGGAUUUCUACAAUCACAUCACACAGCCGACAGCUCUUUUCUUUGUAGUUCAUCAUUUAUUUGCUGGUAGAGAAAGCUCUAUUAUUCAAAUUUCGGCAGUCUGUGAAGACCAAAAAUUCAACAAAUAUGUCACACCAAGCCAGGAAAUUUCAGAAGAGGCCAGUAGAGUGACUGGAAUGAAGUUUGAUGCCUCAACCAAUGAGCU